Messenger RNA from Ochotona princeps (American pika), 3419 nucleotides. RefSeq names its product phosphatidylinositol-4-phosphate 5-kinase type 1 alpha (gene PIP5K1A). Lineage: Eukaryota; Metazoa; Chordata; Mammalia; Lagomorpha; Ochotonidae. The transcript is spliced from 15 exons. The record is from RefSeq and is a predicted model, not a curated record. The coding region runs from base 724 to 2376 and encodes 550 amino acids. Gene Ontology annotation, biological process: phosphatidylinositol metabolic process. Gene Ontology annotation, molecular function: phosphatidylinositol kinase activity.
GCUGAGUGUCCGGAGUUCUUCCCGGGGCUGGGAAUUCCAGAGGCUCUGUGGCUGCCGGAGUGCAGAGCGCGCAUCGCCCAGGUUUCUCGGCGAGCUGACCCGCCGAGCCACCGUAGGGACCGUCGGCCGUCCGGCGCGCGCCCGGCUGCCUCACCUGGGGAGGCGUUAGGACGUGAGGUACUCUUCUCACGUGACCAUCACAAGUCUCCCCAUUGGCUCUUGCUCCUCUCUGCCGCCCACGGGAGUGGCCCGCGGAGCUGCCCGCGCGCACGCGCACUGCUCGGAUUUCCUCGGCCACCUAAGAGCGGAGCGGCGGGGCUGGGCGAUAAACAGGCUGAGGCUGGGAAGGAAGGGGAGGGGGCGUUCGUCGUUCCUCCGGCCUCGUUUUCCUUAGACGGAAGGCUUUAGUCGUGACAGGGGGUCCCAGCAGGCAGCUUGAGCCUACUUUUCCCUUGUGAAAGGGGGAAAGCAGCCCCUGCGGAAGGCGGUUAAAUUACGUAGGGGGAGCGAGACGGGAGUUCUCCCCCGUGCUAGGCGAAUGGUGCGGCCCUGAGCUGGUCCAGGAGUUGGCUCGAAGAGUCUGAGAGGCCCCAGAAGGGGGACUGGAAAGUGGACCUCAGAACGUGGGUUCUGUGAAGAGACGUGGGGAAAAUUCGGUUCCGAGGAGAGGAAGAGUCCGGUUCAAAGGGAGCGAGGACGCUGAGGGGGGAGGGGGCUGCCAAGAUGGCGACGGCCUCUUGUGGGCCGUCGGCGGUCGGGUGUUCAGCCUUGGAUUCCGGGAUCCCUUCUGGUACCUCGGUCUCAGCAGCAGCACCUGGAAUUAAGAAACCUGUGGCACCUGAGGUUCCCUAUACUCCUGGCAUGACCAUCAAGAAAAUAGGCCACCGAAGUGUUGAUUCCUCAGGAGAGACAACAUAUAAAAAGACCACCUCAUCAGCCUUGAAGGGUGCCAUCCAGUUGGGCAUUACACACACUGUGGGGAGCCUGAGUACCAAACCCGAACGGGAUGUCCUCAUGCAAGACUUCUACGUGGUGGAGAGUAUCUUCUUCCCCAGUGAAGGGAGCAACCUAACUCCUGCCCACCACUACAAUGACUUUCGUUUCAAGACCUAUGCACCAGUUGCCUUUCGCUACUUCCGAGAGCUAUUUGGGAUCCGGCCUGAUGAUUACUUGUACUCCCUCUGCAGUGAGCCGCUGAUUGAGCUCUGCAACUCUGGAGCUAGUGGGUCCCUUUUUUAUGUAUCAAGUGAUGACGAAUUUAUCAUCAAGACAGUUCAGCAUAAAGAGGCGGAGUUUUUGCAGAAGCUGCUUCCGGGAUAUUACAUGAACCUCAACCAGAACCCUCGCACUUUGCUGCCUAAAUUCUAUGGACUGUACUGUGUGCAGGCAGGAGGCAAGAACAUUCGAAUUGUGGUGAUGAAUAAUCUCUUGCCACGAUCAGUCAAGAUGCAUAUGAAAUAUGACCUUAAGGGUUCAACCUACAAGCGACGGGCUUCCCAGAAAGAACGAGAGAAGCUUCUCCCCACGUUUAAAGACUUGGACUUCUUACAAGACAUCCCAGAUGGGCUUUUUUUGGAUGCUGACAUGUACAAUGCUCUGUGUAAGACCCUGCAGCGUGACUGUUUGGUACUCCAAAGCUUCAAGAUAAUGGACUACAGCCUCUUGAUGUCAAUCCACAACAUAGACCAUGCACAACGGGAGCCCUUGAACAGCGAAACACAGUACUCAGUGGACACUCGCAGACCAGCACCCCAAAAGGCUCUGUACUCCACAGCCAUGGAAUCCAUCCAGGGCGAGGCUCGACGGGGUGGCACUAUGGAGACUGAUGACCACAUGGGUGGCAUCCCUGCCCGGAAUAAUAAAGGGGAAAGGCUCCUGCUUUACAUUGGCAUCAUUGAUAUUCUGCAGUCCUACAGGUUUGUUAAGAAGUUGGAGCACUCCUGGAAAGCGUUGGUACAUGAUGGAGACACCGUAUCAGUGCAUCGUCCAAGCUUCUAUGCUGAACGGUUCCAGCGCUUCAUGUGCAAUACAGUGUUCAAGAAGAUCCCCUUGAAGCCCUCUCCUUCCAAAAAGUUUCGGUCUGGCUCAUCUUUCUCUCGGCGAGCAGGCCCCAGCAACAACGCCUGCGUUACUUACCAGCCAUCCAUCUCUGGGGAGCACAAGGCACAAGUGACAACAAAGGCAGAAGUGGAGCCAGAUGUCCACCUUGGUCGUCCUGAUGUUUUACCUCAGACUCCGCCUUUGGAGGAAGUCAGUGAGGGCUCACCUGUUCCUGGCUCCACUUUCUCACCUGCGAUUGGGGAACCCUCACCAGUGCUAAACAUAAGUUCGACUUUGGAGAAGCUGGAAGUUGUAGAAUCAGAGUUCCCCAUGUGAUGAGCAAAAUAGCUCAGAAGACCUGGGUAAAGAGUUACCAGCCAUUUUAUGUCAGCCCUUGGCCCAGGAUUGCUGAGUUUUCUUCUUAAAGGAAUGUCAUAUGGAGAAUAGGGGAGCUCUUUGUCUCCUUUUGAAGAAACUCCUCUUCCUCAUGAAUGAAUGCGGAGGACAGCAGCAUCCUUUCUGCUUCAGAGCUCAGUGGUGUGAAUUCUCAACUGACUGACGUUGGCAUCUGCAGUGGAAUUUUUCAUGCCCCAUCCUUUGUGCUGCAAGCGCGGUUGCUGGACUUGAUUCUCUUCCUCCUCAUCUACCUUUUCCCAGGAGUUGGACUCUCCGUUUCCUCAGGACAUGCUGCUGGCACAUCAUUCCCACUUGAGCUAAAUCCCUCUCAUCCCUAGGAGAAGGUGCCUGUGAUCUUUGUAAAGGUCUUUGGAGGUGUCAGAGUGUUUAACCACCUCCCUGACUUUCUUCUUUAUCCUUAAGAAAGGAGAAGAAUGAACAGCACAACGAGCACAAUUUCCAGCCAGUCUCGGGGCAGCCCUCCAGAAGCACUCCCUCUGAUGAGCCCUGGUAUUUAUGAAGCGCAAGUGUGGCAAGUGCUCUGCCUGGAACUCCUCUCUUGAUGACUUUUCUUAAGGCUGAAGAAAUGAAGAGAGUGGGACACGGGGUUUAAAAAAUGUUUACCCCUUUUAUGGUAACAGUGGGGCAGCCAAGAGACUUAGGAAGUUGUAGCCCUUCCUAGGCAGGGCCCUCUUCACUGCCAGGCCAUAAGGAUUAUGAUUUUACAAUUUGUAGUGUAUUCUGGUGGUUUUUCUAGACACGAAGACUUAUCAAAUGAAUUUUAGAUCAUUCUCCAAAGGAGAUUGUUUCUUUGCUUUUCCCCAUCCUUUCCAGUAGUGCUCCUGGAGAUGGGGACACUUGUGUCUGUUUAGCAGAGAGUUUAUGAAGCUCAAAAAAGAUCCUCAGGUUCCUGAGGAGCCGGCUGAUGGCUGCCUCUCAGAAAUCGUUGCUCUGUCACAGGCCCUGCCACCUGGCUGCUGCAG